Drosophila gunungcola (fruit fly) is the source of this 3872-nucleotide messenger RNA. RefSeq names its product E3 ubiquitin-protein ligase MIB2 (gene mib2). Bases 366 to 3515 code for a protein of 1049 amino acids. Gene Ontology annotation, cellular component: cytoplasm. Gene Ontology annotation, biological process: protein ubiquitination. Lineage: Eukaryota; Metazoa; Arthropoda; Insecta; Diptera; Drosophilidae. Gene Ontology annotation, molecular function: protein binding; ubiquitin-protein transferase activity; zinc ion binding. The transcript is spliced from 6 exons. The record is from RefSeq and is a predicted model, not a curated record.
AGCAGACCAAAUUGUAGUUGUAUAUUUUAGUGCUAGCGAAAUUGUGAAUUUUGGCCAAUAAAUAUCAAAUUGUAAUGUGCCAGAGCGACUCGACGAUUCGUGCGUUGGCGGCGUGUUAGAUUAGUGCGAGAAACGAUUCGCGUUCGAGUGAACUAUGACCCCUUCUGGCCGCCGUAGCAACGGUGCCCCUGCAUUUUAGCGAAAGGAAACACUUAAUGCCCAAUAAAAAGCGCACGCGCGCAUAAAAUGCACCAUUAAAGGCCACAGAACUUAAAGUUUUUCAUAGCAAACAGCUGGGAGCAGCGAGAGUAUCACAAAUUACAUUGGCUGAAACGGAAUUACAUAAAUCGAGCCAACCAAGCGCCAUGCGAGCCUCCAUUCCGCCUGGCAUUCGAGUGGUGCGCGGACCCAAUUGGAUCUGGUCGAAUCAAGACGACGGAGAAGGUCACGUUGGAACCGUUUGCGAAAUCGGACGUUGCGGAUCAACACACUCGCCGGAAAACACUGUCGUGGUCAACUGGGAUUCCGGACACCGGACCAACUACCGGGUGGGCUAUCAAAACCAGUACGACUUGAUAAUUGUGGAUAAUGCCCAAGUUGGAGUUCGUCACCCGAAUGUCGUCUGCGAUGGCUGUUCUAAGGCGGGCAUUGCCGGCAUAGUAUUCAAGUGCGCCCAGUGUGCCAACUACCACCUCUGCGCCUACUGCUACGCAGAGGAUCUGCACGACGUGGAGCACCCGUUUGUCCGCUACACCUCGCCCAACUCCCUGGGCGUGCGAGUGUCAACGAGAAAGGGCUCCAAGCGCAUCCAGCUGCGGGGCAUCUUCGUUGGAUCCAAGGUGGUGCGCGGUCCGGACUGGGAGUGGAGCGAACAGGACGGCGGCGAGGGCAAGACGGGGCGGGUAAUGGAAAUCCGGGGCUGGGACAACGAAUCGUGUCGCAGCGUGGCCAACGUAUCGUGGGUAACCGGAUCGACGAACGUCUAUCGUCUGGGCCACAAGGGCAACGUGGAUCUGAAGUACAUAACUGCUACGUGCGGCGGCCAUUACUACAAGGACCACAUGCCUGUGCUGGGACAGCCGGAGGAGUUGCAGCCGGUGGCGCCGAUGGUGAAGCCAAGCUUCCAUGUGGGCGACCGCGUCAAGGUGUGCCAGGAGGUGGAUGCCCUGAUGAAGCUGCAGCAGGGCCAUGGAGGAUGGAAUCCGCGCAUGGUCGAGCAUUUAUCCAAACUGGGCACUGUGCAUCGCAUCACGGACAAGGGCGACAUACGUGUCCAGUAUGAGAACUGUCCCAAUCGAUGGACCUUCCAUCCCGCCGCCCUCGUAAAGGUUGUCUCUUUUCGCGUCGGUGAUCUGGUCACCAUUAUCAACGAUGCCAACAAGGUGCAGCAGUUGCAGAAGGGCCACGGCGAAUGGAUCGAAAUCAUGCGACACGCCCUUGGAAAGAUUUGCAAGGUUGUGAAGGUGUACUCGGACGGCGACUUGCGUAUUCAGCAGCUGGACGACGGCUUCGAAUGGACCCUUAAUCCGAAAUGUGUCAAACUUGAGCGAUCGCCGCUGGCCACGGCCGCUGAACGCUCCAACAGCAUGAUGGAUCUUAGCCAUCGGCGAGCGGACCACGUCAUGACACCGCUUUCGGGGCUCUCGGGCAGCUCGGUGGCGGACAAACUGGUGCGGGAGGCCGCUCAGGGUCAUUUGGACUUCGUGCGCCAGUAUCUGGACGUGAAUCCCGGCCAGGUAGACGUGAUGAGUGGCGGAAAGGCCUGCAUUCAGGUCGCCUCGCACCAGGGCUACGUCGACCUUGUCAGCUACCUCAUCUCGAAGGGUGCCAAUGUGAACGCGGUUGACAAGGAGGGCGACUCUGCCCUGCAUUACGCAGCCUUCGGCAAUCAGCCGGCCACGAUGCGUGUGCUUCUGCAGCACGGAGCCGAGGUGAACUUCCUCAAUUCGAGCCACUGCUCCGCUCUGCACAUCUGCGCGCACAAGAAAACGCCGCACUGCGUCCGCGAGCUGCUGCAGCAUAACGCCAACGUGAACAUCCAGGACUCGUACGGUGAUACGGCGCUUCACGACGCCAUCGGCAAGGAGAACACGGAGGUGGUGGAGUUGCUUUGCAAUGCCCCCAACCUGGACUUUACGGUCAAGAACAAUCGCGGCUUCAAUGUGCUCCAUCAUGCGGCGCUCAAGGGCAAUGUGGUGGCCGCCCGCCGCAUCCUGCUGCUCUCGCGCCAGCUGGUCAAUGUGCGCAAGGACGAUGGCUUUGCGGCCCUUCACUUGGCCGCCCUUAACGGACAUGCGCAGGUUGUGGAAACGCUGGUCACCGAGGGACAAGCGGAGCUGGACAUACGCAACAAUCGCCGGCAGACGCCCUUCCUACUGGCCGUCUCACAGGGACAUGCCGGGGUGAUCGAGCGACUAGUGCGUCUCUCCUGCGACGUGAACGCCAAGGAUGAGGAUGGAGACAAUGCCAUGCAUCUGUGUGUGAUCAAGAAGUCCAAUCUGCAGUCCGCAGCCGAACCGCAGCCCGAGGAGGCACCUGAGAUCCACAAGUUUUACCUGAGUCUAGUGGAGACGAGCGUGCGGGCCGAGGAUCGCCUGAUGUACAGCAUCCUGAUCUAUCUUUCGAGGGCCGGCUGCCGAGUGGAGCUGAACAACGCCAAUGCGAGUAUUUUUGAGUGGAUUACGGACCUAAACAUCAGGAAGCUGAUCUUCGGGCAGCAGGGCGAAGUAGAGACACUGCCCAGGAACCUCCAAGCCUUGGAAAUGUCCGCACCCACUGCCUCUGGCGAGGAUGUGCCAACUGUGGCUGGAGCAGAAUCCAAUGGAGCUGGUCCAGCAGUAGCGGCACCGAUGCCACCGCAGCGCCAGCAACUAGAUCUAAUGCCAAAGCCAAACGAGAUACCAUCCGCUUCAUCAGCAGCCGCCGCUCCAUCGACGCCCUCGGCCUCGCCGGGCGUGAAGAAGCUGAACUCGGACGCAGUGCAGCAGAAUGUCUCGCCGCAGGUGGCGCCGCGCAAGAAGGCUCCCAAGCCACCGGUGACCUCAAGCUCGAGCAGCACAGCGUUGGAGGCCGGGGCGGCGGGUCUUGGCCCAAGUCUGGUGAUCGUGUCCGGUCCCCAGGAGUGCAUCGUGUGCAAUGAGAUCCUGCAGCUAGUGCGCUUUGAGCCGUGUCAGCACCAGAUCGCCUGCGAGGAGUGCGGCAUCCGGAUGAAGAAGUGUCUGCGCUGCGGCGUGGUAAUCGAGCGGCGUCUGACCGCCAGCGGGCGGAUAGUGGCCCUGCCCACGUCCACUUCCUCACCGAGUGACCCCACACGCCUGCCGUCCGGGGAUCUGCUGCGCUACCUGGAGAACAAGGUGCAGGAGUUCGAGGAGUCGCACUUCUGCGGCAUCUGCAUGGAACGCAAGCGGGACGUGGCCUUCCUCUGCGGCCACGGAGCCUGCUCCCACUGCGCCGAAACGCUCCGCACAUGCCACAUGUGUCGCAAGACAAUACUCAAGAAGAUCAACCUGUACUGAGCAGCGGAAACGGAUACGGAUACGACAGCAAGAUCGGAUCAGCAGCAAUUCAACCAGCAACCAAAGUGGCUUGUAUAUAUAUAUCAUACACAAAAUCAACACUGAAAACACACCCAACACACACCCACACGAACUAUUUAUUUAUUGAACACCGACGACGAAUUUGAAGCGCUCUUUUUGUAACGGUUUAUCAACGGCAUCGUAUACAUAAACAAUUUAUUGUGCACCCUUCACGUGUCUAGUUAUUAGCCUCGUUUAACCAUGUCUGGUAACGAUAAAAACAAAUAGGAAACAAACUAAAUGCAUAAAUAUAUUUAAUAGUCAUUUAAUUGCAAAUAUACAAAUAUAAAACAUAAA